GGCUCGCUCGGGGGUGGAAGUGUGCGACGUAAGCCGGUGUGGUUCGAAGGGAGAGGCGUCGUCAUCCCCCGAGCGCUAAGGAAAUACAAACGUUAUCGUAUCAACCAGUGAGACCGCGCCUUUAACAGUUUACCUAUUGAAUUCUCAUUGUUAUCGUCAUCCUACAACAACAACAACAACAACAAUACUUGCUCCAAGCUAUAGACAUUGAUCCCAGUGCCUAACGAAGUACUUGUUUAAGUCAUUAAAACGUUAAUUAUCAAGUUGUUAAACAAGUGACGGAAGGAGAAUACAACUUUCGAAGACAUUGAAUCAGCUUGAUGAAGUGAUACCCCGGGGCCCUCGUGUGUCAAUAAUACCAGUUGGAUAAUUAGGCAACACGUUUGUAUUGACCUCCCCGAAACGUACUUCACCGCAUGACGUUAGCUUGACGAGAGGUUUGUUAGACCCUCGGGAAAUUAAUUCAUGGUAUGUGCCCAUGAAGCACGUAUAUCUUGUCCAAGUGUCAUCAAUUCAGUGGGUAGUUGCUGUCAAAGUGACUUGAAACUUCAGUUAGUGGUGCACAGCAAGCAGUGGAUCGGCAACUCAAGUGUCGUUAACUUUUCCCAAAUUCUUGAGUUAAUGUACAAGUUAGACUAAGUGAUUUUCGACAAAUAGCUGCGGCCACAUGUCGUAGCUGACAAUGUCGCCGUGACAUGUUACCUCGUAGCCACUUUUGGCGCGAUUGCAACCUCUUCCCCGAAGAGGCAUCGUUCAUACGUCAUUAUCAACAACGCAUUAGCUUGUCACUUCACCUCAAUCAUUCCUUGUCGAAUGGUUAUCGUUUUGUGCCGGCGGUGCAAGUGAAGCACAAUAACCCGCUGCCCUAUGUCGUUUGGUGGAGAACACCUGAUUCCCUUCAUCAGGUACAAGUGCAGCAGUAUCACCAAUAUCUGCCUCACCAUCAUCAUCAGCAGAAUUAUCCGCGGCGGAGGAGGGCCCAGCGGAAUCGACGCUAUCGGCCGCAUCGGAGGAGAUUUCGUAGACGAGAAUCAUUCAAUAUCGGAGAGGAGAAUCAGGCAUCAUCAUCAUCAUCAUCGUACCUGACUCAACGCCUCGAUUAUCAUCGUCAAGUGCAACGUGGAAUGGAAACUAGACUGGGCCGUUUCGUACCGAGCAAAAAUGAAGACACGAGGAAUAAAGGGAAUCGUUGCGUGAGCGGGGGUGGCAGCCGCGGUAGCGGUGCAACCGGUACAACCGGGCCAACUGGUGCAACUGGAGGUGGUAACAACGUACUUGCUAACGACGGUAGUGUUAUAGUUGGUCGUGGGGCCCUCUACGGGGGUGGUGGGGGCGGUGGUAGCCCCAGGCGGGGAGGUGGUCAAGAGGGUGGUGGACAACCACCUAUCAACGGUCAUUAUAACGGUCAUCAUACCACUAGUACAAGACACCACAGGCACAAAGUGUCAGCUGGCUGUGUUGAACUACGCCAUCAUCCACAUCAUCAUCGACACCACCCCCACUAUCGCUCCCACCAUCGGGGCAUGACCAUGGGCCAAAAGAUAUCAGGCGGCGUGAAGAGCGUGACGCGUGAAAGCGGUGCGGGAGCGGGUGGAGGAGUUGGAGUUGGUGGUGGUACAGUACCACCGUACAAACCAGUGGUGCCACGUGAACUUGCUCAGGACUUCUCGAGGCCGGCGCGACUCGAUGUACUCCUUGAUAUGCCCCCAGCGUCACGAGAAGCACAAGUACACCAUGGAUGGAAUGCUGAAGACCGGAGUCUCAAUAUAUUCGUCAAGGAAGACGACAAAUUGACGUUUCACCGUCAUCCAGUUGCCCAGAGUACAGACUGCAUAAGAGGGAAAAUUGGUUACACAAAGGGUAUGCACGUGUGGGAAGUUAAUUGGAGUACGAAACAACGUGGUACACAUGCAGUUGUUGGUGUUGCAACCGCCGAUGCACCAUUACACAGUGUUGGCUAUCAGAGUCUAGUCGGCAAUAAUGCACUCAGCUGGGGCUGGGACUUGGGUAGAAAUAAACUUUAUCACGACUCUAAGAAUAACAAUGGCGUUACGUAUCCAGCGCUACUUAAACCUGAUGAGACGUUUGUUGUACCAGACAAGUUUUUAGUUGUCCUUGACAUGGAUGAAGGAACGUUAGCAUUUGUGGUGGACGGCCAGUACCUGGGUAUAGCAUUCAGAGGAUUAAAAGGAAGAAAGUUACACCCUAUUGUCUCGGCAGUGUGGGGACACUGUGAGAUUACGAUGAAGUACAUCGGCGGCCUUGACCCCGAGCCAUUGCCUCUGAUGGACCUCUGUCGAAGAGUAAUCCGCCAAAGAAUCGGUAAACACCGACUCGAAAGGAUUCAAGACCUAAAUCUGCCCCAGGCCAUGAAGACUUACCUUCUGUAUCGUGACAGGAGGUAACCACCACACCUGAUUCAUCAACAAAUACCCGAUAAAAUCAUCGACGUAUGUCCAGAUAAUGCCCAGCUGCCUUGCAAGCAACCGAGAACAAUCCACGUGUAGUCUCGUGUCUCUUUCUCCUCUUAAAAAUAACCGAUGAGUCGUUAUUUGUGAGCGUCAAUGUCCAAUUAAACAUUAACAAGUUCAGAACAUUAAAAUAUUCUCAAAUUGCCAUUGAGAACGACUCUCAUCGAUGAAAAAUAAAAAUCUAGCGAAUUAUUAGGUAAUUGUUGUUUUAUGUUGUCAAUACGACAUGGUCGUAGAGUCUUUAUUAAUUGUUAUAAGUCGAUAAAAAAAUGUGUGACCGUUUGUAAUUUAUUUUUUUCGAAUGGUUUUACUCAUUCAAUGGUUAAUUAGUUUUCUUUCGUCUUCAGUUAUAUUGUGAUGUCUGAAAAAUUUAAUUUACCGCUUUGUUUUGAUUUAUUCGAGUGAAGGUGACGAUGAAAGAAGAAUAAUUAAAGGAGAAACUGACGAUUUUCGUUCUUGACUUUUGUUAAUUGGUGAUUAUCUCUGAAAUGAGUGAGUUUGGGAAAAAAUUUCACAAAAUAUUUUUUGUGCAGAGUUAAAUUUCCCACAAUAAAGGACCUAUGACAUUUUUUUGCUGAACAUAGUGGUUUCGGAGAUAAUUCUACUUGGAAGGGGCAGGAGGGAAAAUCGUCAGUUGUCAUCAAUGAUUCAGCGAUUUAGUAAUAAAAUGAAAUUGAUGGAGACACGUGGGGACUCGAGAUGACCGUGACCCUGAGGAUUCAUGGUUGGCCAGUAAAUAAAAACAGUUAGACUUAGUCGAGCCUGAAGACUGACAGUGGUCAUUGGUACCUAGAUUGCAACAAAUGAGAUAAUUUUUAAUGAAUGAAGGAUUGAAUAUCUUAAAUCCUCGGUAAUUGUUGUACAUGUCUAGUCUGAUAAUGGUAAUGGGCAGUUGUAGCUGGUGAAGAUGAUGAAGACAAGUGGAAAUGACGAAAUUAUGAACUUUUAAUUAAUAAAAUGAUUGAAAUAGAAGAGAUGGAAUAAAGUGUACAGUGACGAAUUAAUAACACCUGGAAGGGAUUUAUGAAUUUUCAGAGGUGAUUAAUCAACAACUAAUCCCUUCCAUAGACUCGUUUUUCAAAUAUUUUCUAAGCAUGCUAGGUAUAAUGAUAAAUAGAAGUGUGAGCGUGUCGGGGCAAGAUUAUUUGAAAUUUGAAAGAAUCAUUGAGAGAUUUUUGAUGAUGUAAAAGAACGAAAUGAUUGUGUGGACCGAUUGAUUGAUUUAUUUACGUUUUAUUCAUUUCACUUUAUGUAUGUUUUUUUUUGGUUCGUUUCAAAUGUGAAAUUUAAUCGUCAAUCUGGUCAUUCUUGUGUCAUGAAGUGUGAUGAUGAAAUAAUCGGUUAUGACGAUAUUAAUAAGACAAAUUUGUGGAGUUAUUUGGCAUUAUCUUGGCGAUAAGGAAUUUUAGGAGAAAAUGAUUCUUCACAUUUUCCUCUGCAAGCACUUAUUAGCUAGAUAAUUGAACAAUUAACGAGUGUCUAGAUAAUUUAUGGCAAUUCGACUUGUGUUAAUUCGUGGAUAUCCCGUUAAUGAAGGGUAUCAUCGGAAAAAGUCGGUAAACAUUUGUUGGGGAGAACCAAAUGUCCCACUCAAAUGUCUGCCGCCAUUUUUUUAAAAGUCACCUAGUUUUCAGAAUAAUCAUGAAAUUGUGAAGAAGACACGAGAUUUGACAUUUUCCCCAUUUGUGAAAUGAAUAUAAUUAAUUACCUCGACUAAGUAAAUUUAAUUAUCCAAUUUUUUCUGAUUAAACCACAAAAAUAUUUUACGUUAAUUAUCUUUUCUUAGAAAAAGCGACUGACUACGGGCAUUGACAGUCAACAUAAUGCAUAAUAAUGGAAAAGCUGUCAUUGAUUAAGACGAAGACAAUUAUAUAAAUACCAUAUGUUGAUAAAAAAGAAAGUUCAGUAAUGUUUUCAUGAAGAGAAAUUAUGAUUUUUUGAUUGGAAAAUGAUUUCUUGUUCCGCUCAUUUCUUUUUGCAAUUCAAAAUUGUGAAGUGGGUUAUUAUUUAGUACGUCUCAUUGAUGAUGAAAGUGAUGAAAAAUUGAAUGAGAUAGAAUAAUGAAGUGAGAAUUCGAGGGGAUAAAUUCAACGUUAUAUUAAUGUAUAUAUCGUGUAAUCUGUCCUGUACUCUAUUUCAUCGUACAAAAAACAAUGUUUAGAUGAUUGAUGAUACCUGGCCUAUAUUGUGAUCACGCGCACAUUGGAUUAUUCGGUUUAAUGAUUUAUCGAUGGGAAUUCUGAUUUUUUGGAGAAUUUUGAGUUCCUUUUUGUCAUUACUUCUGGAGAUUUGGUCUUCCAAAUUGUAUUAUCCAUUUUUUUGUUGCACAAAUAUCAGGGAUGCUAAUUGGGAUAUGCGAAAUAUUGGCCUGAAUUGAAAUUUAACUUCUGUGAUUGCCUUGCAAAUAAUGGGAUUAAGAGAAGUACAAUGCAGUUAUUUUUCCUCUCAACUCAUUACUUUUAAAGAAAUUUGCGAAAAAAAUUACUUCUCAUCAAUGAAUCGAUAUAUUAUAAUAAAAAAAUCGAAGAAAUACCCCAGAAUUCACAUUAAUCUCUUGCAAGCGAUUAUAACGUACAAAUGACAGAAAAGAGACAGUCCACAAUUUUCUUUACGAGAAACUUACCCCAGAUAAAUGAACCCAAAUUGAGAAUAAAAUACAAACAACAUCAUAAAACUCACAACCGUCUUUGUAACCACUACCUACUAUUUUAUAUAGUUAAAAGAUAACUAUAAUUGCACGUGGACGGAUGUACCAUGUGACCAUGAGACAGGAAAAAUAGAAUUAGGAAUUUGUAAAUAUGAUUAUUAUAAAAAUUGAUAAUAGUAAUAUUAUUACAAUUAAUAGUUUAAUUGAUUAAGCGAAUUAUCGUGUUAGUCGGCAUAAUGUGAAUUCAUUUUAUACGGUAUAACGAUGGAACGAUACUGAUGUUGAUACAUCCGAUGAGAGGUAAAUACCUUGAUUAAAUAAUUGAUUGAAAUAUUGAAAUUACGAACGAUGAGUGGAAAUUCAUGAGCAAGUGUGAAAGAUAGGUGAGAAGAAGAGGGUAGGCGUUUAAUGGUAAAAAUAAAAAAAAAGAUAGUAUGUCGAAGUUUUUCCUGUAUAAAGAAAAUAAUGUUUUUGGGCAGUGUGACCCCUUCCUUAUAAUUUUAAAUUGCCUCGAUGAUAGAAAUUAUUGAAGAAUACAACCAAUAAAUGGAUGAGAAAAACAAUUAUGUUGAGGACUAAUUAGUGUUUUUUUUGGCUGGCUGUUUAUGGGAUGUAUUUUUAAGGCUCUGUAAGUCUCCUUCCCUCUCUUCUCAUUAUCUUUUAUUUUUCUGAGGGUAAUGGUGGGGAUUAAGGGUGAAAGGAGAGAUUUAUUGACGAGAGAAUGGAUUUGCAGGGUUUCUUGAGGGGAGGGAGGGGACGUCUCUGGAGAAAAGGGAAUUGGAGGAAAAUGCCGAGAGAGAUAUUUUUUGUGGUGCAUUUUGAGAUGUAGUAGAAGCGCCUUUUGAUGUUUCAUCAUGGUUUCACGCAUGGUAUCUAGAUAAUCGAAGAAUGGACGGGGGAUGAUACUAUUCGUGACGAAUGCUGUCAUCACUGUCAGAAGUCUAUUCGAUGGUUAUCUGGGGAAUGAGAGGCCGCAAGGGAAUAUGUCAAAUAAUAUUUUUUGUUGAUCGUUUCAUUUUGCACAAGAAUAAUUUUCUGGGAUUUUUCUCUGGGUCCAAUGGCUUCAGACAUAUUUCGAGAAAUAACGGGAUUGUGUUUCUUUGCCAAUUACCGGCGAAAUAAUUAUUGGGAUGUAUCAAUUUAAAAGGGAUCCUCGAUCGUUAAACCUCGAUUUCGAUCCUGAUUUUUCACUGAUUUUCUUUCAUCGUUUUGAGGGGUUUUCCUGUCAUCUGGGAAUUUUCCCGGGGGCUUCCUUGUUCGCUAUGUUAUUAACAAGUUAAUUGUAUUUUAAUUUUUUUCAAUUUAUUUUUUCUUCAAGGAUCAGUGCCAUUUAUGUCUACUUGUCUGACCCAAGUGGGCACGAAUCUCCUAAUUCCUCUUAUAAAUCUCUUUCCUCCAUUUUCAUGUGUAAAUACGUUUUUAUAAUAAUUAAAAUUAGUUAAAAGUGGAAAAACUCCACCCAUGGAAGUCGAAAUAAUGUGUCGACGAAUUUUCCAAUGAAUCUUUGUGAAAACUAACCGAAAAUAACAAGUGGAUCGAGUGCAGAAUCAGGGAAGGUGAAUAUUUUUUUAAUUAUUCCUUUAUUGAACUCUACAGAUAUAAUGAAAAUUCCAAAUCAUUCUCAAAGAAUUCUACGUCCGAAUAAACAAUUUUCCCGAUUUUUUCGCAAAAUUCAUAUUAUCUAUCAGUCUUGGUCGUCAACAAGAGGUGAAAUAUUUAAAAAAAUGAAUGAAAAAUUAUUUUCCCUGGCCAAUAAAUGAUAGUAAUUUUAUUUGUGAUUGCGGGAAAUCUUUGCUGAAAUCAACUGGACAGUAGUACUUCAUUCCUUCCCGACUGAUAUUAAAAAAAAUUAGCGACAAUUCGAGUGAUGCUCAUUGAUGAUUAUCUAGUUGAAGAAGUAACGAUUUUUAAUGAAACACCAAACUUCAAAAAGACAACUUUAUCCUAAGCUUCUGCAAAGUCGACCUAUUUUUUUUCACCAGAAAUUUCCCUCACUGUGGCAGGAAAUGGUCCCACCGAGAAAUGAUACACAAGAUCACUUUGAAAACAAAAAAAAAGUAACAAAAAUGUUCCCACGAUACUGCCUGUCCGCCUGUCUGUGUUACUACGUUGCCUCGGCGAGUGUGUCUAAUGUAUCGAGAAAUGCGAUAACAACCGACGAUGAUACUCGAAGUGAAUGAUCAUUUUGAUUGAGUGAAUGAAUCGCUUGAUCGUUGAAAAAAUUCCAGAUAUGAUAAACCCUCGAUUUUCAUUCACUAAAAGAAAUCCAAAAAGGGGAGAUAUUUUUGCAGUCUUGAAGUGAAACGCUUUACUAUUAGUGUUAUUUUCAUUCGUCAUAUGAUAAUUGAGAUGUUAAGAAGCUGAGUAAUUGAAUCUCUGGAAUUUUUUCAUUGAAAAUUUUAAUUUUUAGAGCGAAAUGAUGACAGGAGAUGAAACCACAAUUGUUGUCCCCACUAUUUUGGCAAUAUCUUGAAAACUACUGGCUUUAUCGAAAAAUGUCACAAAGAAGUAUUUGUAGCUCUUUAAAUUCUCCACAAAAAUGAUUUAUGACAUUUCCCUCUAAAUUCAAUAGUUUCGGAGACAGAGGGCCUUAUCUCCAGCCAUGAUUUUGCUACUGAUUUUCAAUCUGCGAUGUAUGUAAUCAUCAUUGAAUUCUGUUAAGCCUGGACUAUUGCAACGAGCGAUCUCACAUCUACUGAUAUAAGUUAACGAUUUUAGCGUGGUAUUGCUGUAUAGUGAUCGAGUGAUGAAGAAUUUAUAAAUAUGUAAUGCCUUAAUGUUAAUGAUAAUAAUAAUAAUAAUAGCGUUAUAUUAGUUGGAGAGGAACGUGAAAAUUAAAGUGAAUACAAAUGAAAAUGAUGUAAUAAAAAAAACCACUAUUGAUUGUCUCUAUUACUUUCAGUUAUGUUCGUGAUUUGAUAUUUUUUUAUAAAUUCCGAGGGAGUAAUCUCGUUGACGAUGGGAGGAUGUGGAUUUAUGGGGUUAAGGGCAAAAGACAAAAGAGUGGAAAUGUAUAGAGAAAAUGCUGUCUAAAAAUAGUUCAGGCUGGAUGUCGAUGUAUGUAGCAUAUAAAAAUGCAACACAGCAUAAUAAUUAAAGAGGAAAAAUGAAAAAUUA
This is a messenger RNA of Diachasmimorpha longicaudata, 8235 nucleotides long. RefSeq names its product protein gustavus. The coding region runs from base 696 to 2405 and encodes 569 amino acids. Gene Ontology annotation, molecular function: protein binding. Gene Ontology annotation, biological process: intracellular signal transduction; proteasome-mediated ubiquitin-dependent protein catabolic process. The record is from RefSeq and is a predicted model, not a curated record. Lineage: Eukaryota; Metazoa; Arthropoda; Insecta; Hymenoptera; Braconidae. Gene Ontology annotation, cellular component: SCF ubiquitin ligase complex. The transcript has 7 exons.